This is a messenger RNA of Thlaspi arvense, 225 nucleotides long. Lineage: Eukaryota; Viridiplantae; Streptophyta; Magnoliopsida; Brassicales; Brassicaceae. The record is from the annotation of a GenBank genome assembly.
AUGUUUAGCAACGAGGACGUGACAAUAGGUGCGUGGAUGCUGGCAAUGAACGUCAACCACGAGAACCACAAGACCCUUUGUGCACCAGAGUGCUCACCGUACUCCAUUGCUGUUUGGGAUAUCCCAAAAUGCUCAGGUCUCUGUAACCCAGAGAAAAGGAUGUUGCAACUUCACAAGCUAGAUAGCUGCUCAAAGAGCCCUACUUUGCCAUCUGAUGAUGAAUGA